Anoplophora glabripennis (Asian longhorned beetle) is the source of this 618-nucleotide messenger RNA. Its product is annotated as acidic leucine-rich nuclear phosphoprotein 32 family member B-like. The record is from RefSeq and is a predicted model, not a curated record. The coding region runs from base 26 to 379 and encodes 117 amino acids. The transcript has 4 exons. Lineage: Eukaryota; Metazoa; Arthropoda; Insecta; Coleoptera; Cerambycidae.
UAUAAGUUUGGACACUCCGGGACAAAUGUUCAGAUUUGCAAUACCGCAGGCCACCACAGCCGAGCGACAUCUCGAUGACGCCAAAAUUCUUCAGAGGAAAGAUAACGGAAAGUUAAGCCUAGAAGACGCUAUAGCCGUAUCAACUGGGGAGGAGACCAGUGAAGUUAAUAGCGACACCGAUGAGGACGAGGAGGAUGAGAACGAAGACGAGGAGGAUGAGAUUGAAGACGAGGAGGACGAGAUUGAAGACGAGGAGGACGAGAUUGAAGACGAGGAGGACGAGAGCGAAGACGACGAUGAUACGAUCGUUGGUAUGUUCAUGAAAGGCUGCACAUUAAAUGAGCAAUCCCCGGAUGGAUCAUCACGACACAGAGACUGAAGAUUAAUAAGUGUAAUGGAACUCGCCUUUGUACAAUGAAGAGUUGAUUUGGAUAAUCGGCAAAUAAAGCCGCCAACAUACUUGGCAAGGAGACCAAGUCCUUUGAGAAGAUAAUUCCGAUUGAUUCCCAGAUACAUUGUGUCAGAAGUCAUGAAAUUUAAAGUGAUCAGGUAGAAUAUACAGAUAUAUUUUAAUUUUUUUAAGAUUUAUGUUUUUUGUAGGUUAGGUUAGAUUUAUUG